AGUUAUUUGAUUUACAAUAUAAAUCUCUAUGCAAGUUAUUUGAUUUACAAUAUAAAUCUCUGUACAAGUUAUUUGAAUUGCAAUAUAAAUCUCAGUACAAGUUAUUUGAUUUACAAUAUAAAUCUCUGUACAAGUUAUUUGAUUUACAAUAUAAAUCUCAGUACAAGUUAUUUGAUUUACAAUAUAAAUCUCUGUACAAGUUAUUUGAUUUACAAUAUAAAUAUCUGUACAAGUUAUUUGAUUUACAAUAUAAAUCUCUGUACAAGUUAUUUGAUUUAUAUUAUAAAUCUCUGUACAAUUUAA
This is a messenger RNA of Lottia gigantea (owl limpet), 303 nucleotides long. RefSeq lists its product as hypothetical. The transcript has a single exon. The record is from RefSeq and is a predicted model, not a curated record. The annotation marks the transcript as partial. NCBI's taxonomy places the organism in Eukaryota, Metazoa, Mollusca, Gastropoda, Lottiidae.